AUGAAAAAGGCUUCAUUUCUGGAGAACUGGCUUUCAACUAAUAAUCCUUCUCCAUUAUUUACAAAGAAAAAAGUCAUCAAGGAAAAUCAUAAACAAGAAAUUAAUUAUUUGAAAAGGCAUCCAACCACGGAGGGCAUCUUUCUCUCAGCAAGUACUAAUGGAAAACAAAUUCAUUUAUAUAAUAAUAAUCAUUGUGAGAGCCAUUUGGAUUUAGUUUCUCAUUAUUUACAUGAUGAUGAAAUUGGUGAUGUUUGUUGGGUUUCGGAGAAGUAUAUUGGAUUUCAUGAUUGUAAAGGAAGAAUUUUCAUCAUUUCAGUCAUGCAAUCCCGAGUAGAGACCAUGAUUGACCUAUUCCCAAAUUUCAAUGAAAUGUGUGAUGAUGAUGAAAACAUUGGAAUUAAUAGAAUGUACUCUUCUUUUGAACAUUUCACUUCGGAAAUAGGACAAAACUAUAUAGCUCUAAUUUGUAACGAAUUUAAAACUCUUCAAGUUUGGGAUGUGGAAACAAACUCUUGCGUUUGCACUGUAACAGAUGAAGAUGCAUUAUUUAUACAUAUCUGUCCAGUAUUUUCAUGCAACAAGUUUUUAAUAUUUCAAUGCAAUGGUUCUGUACUACUCUUAACUGUGGAAAGUGAGAGCAUUACUCUAGAUCCUGUUCAUAUAGAUCACAAUGGCAGGGAGAAUCUUUUUGAACAAGUAUGCGACCACACAAAUGGCUCUCUUUUUACUCGACAAAUAAUAUUUCAAGAUCAUGUAUUACUUGUCAUCAAGACAGCUCACUCAGUGAUGUUAUAUUCACUGUGGUCGAGCGAAACAAAUUCUAUUCAAUUGAAUUAUUUAUCGCAUGUGGAAAUUCUUGAUAAGACUAGUAUAAAUUCAAGAAACUUUGAUUUGCUCAGUAAUAAGGAAAAGGACGAAUUUCUAAUCAUUGUGCCAGAGGAUAAGGACUUGUGCGUCAUUCGAGUGUUCAAAACACCGUCCUUACGUCUCGAAAUGGUGAACUCUAUUAAGCUCAACAGAAAAGGUUCACCCAGUCUCCAGAAUUGUUUAUUAUUCAAUGCUGGUGAUAUCAUUAUUGCUUCUAGUAGUGCUGACUCUUCAAUUUUGAGAUGGGAAAUGAACGAUGAGACCAACCAUCUUCUUCACUAG
Molecule: messenger RNA, 1149 nt
Organism: Naegleria lovaniensis
Lineage: Eukaryota; Heterolobosea; Eutetramitea; Acrasida; Naegleriidae
Exons: 1
Coding region: 1-1149 (382 amino acids)
Molecular function (GO): protein binding
Source: RefSeq, a predicted model, not a curated record